Molecule: messenger RNA, 1359 nt
Organism: Trichomonas vaginalis G3
Lineage: Eukaryota; Parabasalia; Trichomonadida; Trichomonadidae
Product: spectrin binding
Exons: 1
Coding region: 1-1359 (452 amino acids)
Molecular function (GO): protein binding
Source: RefSeq, a predicted model, not a curated record
AUGGAUCCAAAAGAUGACCGAUCCUUUAUUGGGAAGGAAGAAAUCCUUCCUCUACAGAAGAUUCUACUUCAAUACAAGAAAGAUAAUCUCGAUGAAACUGUUGAAGAAAUACGACAAACAGAAUUUUUGAGAAGUAUGGCUGGAUUAAGAACUCUCGUGAAAGAAAUAGCCGAACUUUUCAUGAUGCGCCCUAAGAUGGCUGAGGAGAUUGCUCGCUUAUGCGUUGAAAUAAAUAUGCAUUCAACAGCCUUCAAGAAUGUUCUUUUAAACAAAUUAUUCCACCCAGCUAGAAGGAACUUCGAUAAGAUAUCGAACUACAAACUCCUUCUCGAAUUGUUUUACUUAAAGUUCUUUUCAAUGGAUGAAUUAAAGGCAUACAUAUCUAAAUUCCCGAAGAAAUACGAGAACCAAUACUUUUUACUUCUUGUUACAUUCAUUCGAGAGCUUUUCAAUGAUAAUAGAGAGAAUUCCAAUCAUCUUCUUGAAGAGGUAAGCAAAAUGCAGUACCUUUCACCUUCAUCUAAGACUUUCUUCAAAGAAACAUUAAUAGAUUACUGGAAAGGAAAAUAUCAAUAUAACGCUGAUCGUUAUUUCCCAAUUUCUCAAAUCGUACGUCAUGGAUACCUCGAAGGAACAGUUCCUUACAUGAUCAAAUAUGAUCAAGUUAGCAAAUUCGAAGAAUAUUUGUACAGAAAUCCAAUCGAUCUAAAUGAGACAAUAAAACCGAGUCUCUUUGAACCAUUAGAGCUCGCAUCACAUGAACCAUCAUUAAUAUCAUUUGCUGCUCUUUAUAACUCCGAAAACAUGUUUAAUUUCUUAGUUUCUAAGAAAGUGACAGUUCGCAAGAAAGAUUCGAUUGGAACAAACUUGCAACAGUUUACAGCUGCGGGUUUAUGCCAAGCUGCCAAGAAAUGGCUCGUUCUGCACCGAGAUCCUUGGAAUGACACUUUAAUUCAAGCAACUUUGUCAAGACAAGAAGAGAUGUUUGAUUUUAUAGCUAAUCAGAGUGCUUCCCAAGACAUAGAUCAUGUUUUAUUCACUGCUGCUGAAUAUAAUAAUCUUCAUGCGCUUGAAUACUGCAUUUCUCAUGGAGGAAACUGCAUGAUAUGUGAUAACGUUGAUAACCAGACUCCAUUACAUAAGGCCGCUGAGAACGGCCAUUCAGUUAUUUGUUCUGUUUUAUUAGAACAAUCAACAGUUGAUCCAAAUGCAAAAGAUAUUCGUGGAAGGACUCCUCUCCAUCUUGCUGCAGAGUUUGGACAUAUUGACAUUGUGAGGAAGCUUUUAAAGACACCAACUGUUGAUCCAAACAUUAAGGAUGAAUAUGGAAACACUGCAUUAGAUCUUGCUCAACCAUAA